UUUGUGAAUAAAAACAGCGACGCACGCAGUUUCCUAGUUGCUACAAACUGAUACGAACACGUUAUUAUUUAUAUACUUUGAACCAAUCAAGCCUUUCUAUCUGCGAGGAUGGUGUGUUUCUGUUUUCUGGUGGACCAGAGGAAGGAGGUGCGGCGGAGCAAGCCAGCAGCGGGGACGUGCUCGCGGUGCGGUGGAGGAGCCAGCGUGGCUGACAUGAAGACGGCCACCAGGUUCUGCUUUGUUCCCUUCUACUGCAAAUCUUGGAGAGCCAUUAUCUGCACUUUCUGCGGUGCUGUUCUUCGUUCUUAUCAUCACUGAUCACCAUCUUUCUCAUCAAAACUACAAACACAUACAUACAUACAUACAUACAUGUAUACACUUUUAUACCUAGCUAGUUUAAUUUCUGAUUUCUGAUCUUGAAGUGUAUUUGCCUAAGCUUUUCAUGCUUAGCAUUCUUAGCUUGUUCUUAUAUUUUCUUGAAGAGAUUGUAAUAACACCAGCACCUAGAAAUUGCAACUGUA
Arachis ipaensis is the source of this 521-nucleotide messenger RNA. RefSeq lists its product as uncharacterized. NCBI's taxonomy places the organism in Eukaryota, Viridiplantae, Streptophyta, Magnoliopsida, Fabales, Fabaceae. The record is from RefSeq and is a predicted model, not a curated record.